Molecule: messenger RNA, 345 nt
Organism: Microthlaspi erraticum
Lineage: Eukaryota; Viridiplantae; Streptophyta; Magnoliopsida; Brassicales; Brassicaceae
Source: the annotation of a GenBank genome assembly
AUGAAAGCGGCUAAACCUAAUCUAGCUAGGUCGGCGCCGGCUUUGGGCUUGAAUUGUGCGGAUUGGGCUUCAAAAACGGCUUCGGGUCGACCGCGGCGUUCGGACGGUCGGUCGGGACGAUCGGCCGGACAGUCGGGUCUGGCCGAGUCGGAACGGUCGUGGCCGGAUGAUUUCACGGUCGGCCGGCGUGGUCGGCGGAUAAGAUUUGGCCGAUGGUUUCUCGGCCGGACGUGGGACGUUCUUCCCGGCUCGGACGGAUGCAUCGGCCGUGGUACGCGAGUGGUUGCGCGGCCGCGAGGCUUUGUUCCCGGCUCGCGCGGCAUGGUCGUGCGCGGCGUGGCGUGA